Humulus lupulus (European hop) is the source of this 1720-nucleotide messenger RNA. RefSeq names its product B3 domain-containing transcription factor VRN1-like. The record is from RefSeq and is a predicted model, not a curated record. NCBI's taxonomy places the organism in Eukaryota, Viridiplantae, Streptophyta, Magnoliopsida, Rosales, Cannabaceae. The transcript has 3 exons. The coding region runs from base 167 to 1399 and encodes 410 amino acids. Gene Ontology annotation, molecular function: DNA binding.
UGUUGGAUUUUGAGGAAUAUAUAUUUGUAAUAAGUGCUAUAAAAGUGAAUACAGCAUCAAUAGAAUUUGCAGCACGACCUUCAAUGCAAAUGGCUAUAUUAUCCAAUAUCCAUUAUUUCUGCUUUGCCUCUGCGCUAACUUCAAACGCUUUCGUUUUCACGGAGUCAUGAAUCGUAGUCGUCGCAGGACCGAUUCCCCAUCUCCAAGUUCUCACCGGCGGCCUCAUCCUCUGCCACAACAACCGCUCCAUUUCUUCAUCAUAAUGCUUUACUCCCCCAGUGUCAACGAACAUAAAAUGAUGCUCCCAGCCAAGUUUACAAGGAAAUUAGGCAAUGAACUGUCUGCAGUUGCCAAACUUGUUGUUCCAAGUGGUCAGUGUUGGCAAGUGAGAUUGGAGAAAGCUGACAAUAAGAUUUGGUUCAAACGCGGUUGGCAGGAAUUUGUGAAGUUUUAUUCCAUUUGUUAUGGAAAUCUUUUGGUAUUUAGAUAUGAAGGGGAAUCAACAUUCCAUGUUUGUAUAAUGGACAGGACUCUUACUGAGAUUGACUAUCCCUUGAAUGGUCCGAGUAGCAACACUGUGGAUCCUAAUCUUGACAAGCAACCUAAGGAGAAACCAGAUGACACAAAUGACAAUGAGAUCAACCUUCAGAUUCCUCACUCUUCUUCCAAAAGAAUAGCUGCCAACAAACUUGGAGACAAGCAAGUAUUCAAUAGAGAUCAGAACCCUUUCUCUUCUAACCCGAAGACUGGCCGGUCUAAUAAGAAUUUCAGAACUAAUUCUCCUUCCAUUGAUAGUCCAAAUGCUAGUGGAGGUGUUAAAACAGAAGAGGGGACACCUGUGGAACAACCGGGUCAUGUCAAUGUUCCUAGAAGCUCAGGUAAACUGAAAGAAGAUGAGAAUUGUUUCCCACAUGAUUUGCAGGAACAAAAUCAUGAAGUAAAUACAAACUUGAUUCUUCCAAGAGGUUUCCCUGUUACUAAUUCAAAAUUUUUUAAGAUAUCCAAGGAAACUGAGAAAAUAGCCAAUAUUGCCAGCAAGCGUGAGUACGAAAAUCCUUCUUUCAUGGUCAUCCUGCGGAAGAGAAAUAGCCUAUCUAAGUCUGUGCACGUGCCUGCAAUAUAUGCUGAGAAGCAUAUGAAUCAGUGUUCUGGAUUCAUUGAUCUUAUGGUUCAUGGCAAUGAGACACAGAAGUGGCGCAUACAGUGCCUUCCGCGAAGUGAUUUGCCCUCCUGCAGGGAACUAAGCCAUGGAUGGAGUAAAUUUGCAGUGGAUAAUAAUUUGAAAGAAGGAGAUGUUUGUGUGUUUGAGGUGGUAGAGAAGGGAGAGAAUAUUGUGCUGAAAGUUUGGAUUUAUUGUGCUGGAUGGCCUGUGGAGAAACGGUUAAACCAAAUGGUUUGAUGUCUAAAGAAGGAUGCAGGUUAUAAUGUGUGCAGAAGAUCAGUAGUGAGAUAAUCUAGUUGCUUGUUUUAGUUUUGAUGUUUUGUUGUUUAGUUAUAUAUUGACAUUAGGGUGAUUGAGUCAUGCACUAAUUUUUAACCUGUUUCUUUUAAAUGGAUAAUAUUAACUUGUAAUUAUCUGAAUUUAUAUAUUUUUUUUUGUAAAAAGGAUGUAUCAUUUUCUAGUGUUUGUAUUUCUAGCUUGUUAUUGUAAUUUUUUUGGGCAAAAAAACUACUGAUACUACUAUAUAUGAAAUAUGCGUGAAGGAAAUGGUCUUCAAUA